Molecule: messenger RNA, 1824 nt
Organism: Glycine soja
Lineage: Eukaryota; Viridiplantae; Streptophyta; Magnoliopsida; Fabales; Fabaceae
Product: beta-glucosidase 11-like
Exons: 13
Coding region: 69-1607 (512 amino acids)
Biological process (GO): carbohydrate metabolic process
Molecular function (GO): beta-glucosidase activity
Source: RefSeq, a predicted model, not a curated record
GACCAAAGAAGCAUAAACAUUGUAGAAUUUGAUUGUCAGAAAACAGAACACAGCACAAAGCAGAAACAAUGCGUUUGAUGUUGAAAGUAUUUGCAGUCAUAAAAUUAGUAUUGGUGAUAGUGCACCCUAGUGCUCAUGCAUUGAGCAGAGAUGAGUUCCCUCCUGACUUUGUGUUUGGUGCAUCAAGUUCAGCUUACCAGGUUGAAGGAGCAGCAAAUGAGGAUGGCAGGAAGCCAAGCAUAUGGGAUACUUUUGCCCAUGCUGGAAAUGGGAAUAUGUAUGAAGGUGAUGGAGAUGUUGCAUGUGAUCAAUAUCACAAAUAUAAGGAAGAUGUUCAGCUCAUGGCCAACAUGGGCUUAGAGGCCUAUAGAUUUUCCAUAUCAUGGUCAAGGCUUAUUCCAGAUGGAAGAGGACAAGUGAAUCAAAAGGGGGUACAGUAUUACAACAACCUCAUCAAUGAACUCAUAAGCCAUGGAAUUCAACCACAUGUUACAUUACAUCAUUGGGACCUACCACAAACACUUGAAGAUGAAUAUGGAGGAUGGGUUAGUCGAAGAAUUGUGAGAGACUUCACAACAUAUGCGGAUGUGUGCUUUAGAGAAUUUGGUGACAGAGUUCAGUAUUGGACUACGGCGAAUGAAGCCAAUAUAUUUGCAAUGGAAGGCUAUGAUCUAGGAGAGUUUGCACCUAAUCGGUGUUCUCCCUCUGUAGCUAACUGUUCUAGAGGAAAUUCCUCAACUGAGCCAUAUUUGGUAGCACAUCAUAUGUUGUUAGCACAUGCUUCAGCUGCUAGGUUGUAUAGGAAGAAAUAUCAGGCCAUGCAGCAUGGCUUAAUUGGGUUUAAUCUUCUGCUUUUUGGUCUUCUUCCACGAACAAAUUCUACUGAAGAUGUAAGGGCCACUGAAAGGUUCCAAGAUUUCACUAUGGGGUGGUUUAUGAAUCCCUUUAUAUUUGGAGGUUACCCUGAUAUAAUGAAAAAGAAAGCUGGAUCAAGGCUUCCUUUCUUCACUCAAAAGGAAUCAAAUCUGGUCAAGGGCUCAAUUGAUUUCCUGGGAAUAAACUUUUACUACUCACUUAUUGUUAAGAACAGUCCUAGCCGCCUGCAGAAGGAGAAUAGAGAUUACAUAGCAGAUAUAUCGGUGGAAAUUGAUAGAUUUUUUCCAAAUGGCACAUCUACAGAUGAGGUUCCAAUUACUCCCAAGAUUUUCCUAGCGGCGUUAGAUUCACUAAAGAAUUCUUAUGGAGACAUUCCAAUUUACAUACACGAAAACGGCCAACAAACACCUCACAAUUCUUCAUUAGAUGACUGGCCGAGGGUGAAAUACUUGCAUGAAUACAUAGGAAGCUUGGCUGAUGGACUAAGGAGUGGAUUAAAUGUAAAAGGUUAUUUUGUAUGGUCCUUCUUGGAUGUACUCGAGUUGCUAACUGGAUAUGAAUCAAGUUUUGGCCUAUAUUACGUAGAUAUGAAUGAUCCGAGCUUAAGGAGGAUACCUAAGGUUUCUGCUGAAUGGUAUUCAAAUUUUCUGAAAAGGAAGCCUAUUGACCCAAAGAUCUCCAAGGAAAUUGAGAAAAAUGCAAAUGUGCUUUCACAAUACCUCACUGCAUAACGCUACAAAAAGUAAUCAGGACAAGUUAAAAUUCAGGACUUUCUUUUUUUUUUUUUUUCGGGGGUUGUCAACAAUUUGCAACUUUUUGGUACCACGGGAAUGAAUAAGAGAGCAUUGGUUUAUGAUGUCAAAAUCAUAUGAAACUCUUAGAUUUUGAACAAUGUAACUUCCUAUCAUACUAUAGAAACAUAGUUGUGGAGUAUUUCAUGAUUGAAAA